UCACCGUUCGGCAGCAAGAGGCCCGCCCACCCUCUUGAAAAUCUGAAUUUCUGAAAACUUUAUUUGCAAGUUGUUUGUUUUGUUAUUUUAAAAUUAAUUUCAUGUACAUAUUGGUGUAUAUUGUGUUUGCAGUGCGUACUUCGUUCCCCUCCUCCGUAAGAAAUGAAAAAGUUAUUUUUGAGCUAAGAAGAUCCCAAAAAUAAAUAUUUUGGUACAACACUUAUCAACAUUUAUCUUUGUAUGUAGUGUCUACAAAAAGAAGUUGUUGGUAUUCUUUGCAUAUUUUAUCUAACCCUUCCAAGUGUGCGUUUAAAUUAUUGCAAUGGAGGUUGGCUUUGCUAAUGGAACAAUAACACUGGACAGUGAAAAAGCUGUAUACUAUCGUGGACAAUUUAUUACUGGAAAGGUCAGCUUUAGGCUGGGGGAGCCAGUUAAUAUAUCAGCUAUUAAUAUCCAGUUUUUGGGCAUGGCCCAAGUGAUAUGGUCGGAGCGAGAAGAACACAAACAGCAUGGAAGGAGAUUUGAGACAAGUGUGCAGUACAAAGCGGAGGAGCAGUAUUUCAAUGUUGUGCAGUGCUUAUAUGGCGGGCAGGGUGUAACCCAGCUGCCACCAGGCCCUCAUUCAUUCCCGAUCCAGUUCCAAAUACCGCCAACUGUGCCCUCGUCCUUCAAAGGGGAGAGGGGACAAGUGGAUUACGAAAUUAGGGCAACUAUGGAGUACCCAAUUCAGAAAAAGGAUGAACUUGUGAAACUAUUUACGGUGGUUGUACCUACUGACUUGAAUAAGGAAGACCCUGAAAUAGCUAAACCGCAAACCCUAUCUUUCGAAGAAGUGUUUAGCUGCUCCUGCAGCCCACGGCCUCUGACGAUAAAUGUGGGGCUUCCUGUGGCUGGCUUCUGCCCGGGGCAGGUCAUACCGGUCACGGUGAAUGUAAAGAACAAGGCAAAUCGUAAAGUGAAGAAGGUUAUACUGCAGAUUGUUACACGCACCCGCUACCACAGCCAGCAACCAGUGGCCAAGUACACGACGCCAGAAGAAGUGCUCGCGUCAACCAAAACCAAACCUGUGCUCAGCAACAUGGAGCGUCACUACUCGUGCGAGCUCCAGCUGCCUGCUUUUAUAGCGCCUAACUUGGACAGCUGCGGUAUCAUGGAUAUCGGGUACUUCUUCAAGGUAAGAACUCGCUACCAUAGCCGGCAACCAGUGGCCAAGUACACGACGCCAGAAGAAGUGCUCGCGUCAACCAAAACCAAACCUGUGCUCAGCAACAUGGAGCGUCACUACUCGUGCGAGCUCCAGCUGCCUGCUUUUAUAGCGCCUAACUUGGACAGCUGCGGUAUCAUGGAUAUCGGGUACUUCUUCAAGGUGGUAGUCAAAUUGUCAGGAUGCACGGCUGACCUGGAAGACGCAGAUGAAAUCUUCAUGGGGCAGAUACCGCUGGCCAACUUCACGGACGGCCGCUACGAGCAUCCCAUGGCACACGGCCUGCCUUCGGGGCCGGUGCCAGAAUAUUUCCCUCAAUCAGAGCCCGCGACGACCCAAAUCAACCCAGUCAAUGCGUUCCACACUCAAUCCGUUAACCCACAAGUCAACGUGUACCCAGGUUACCAACAUCCUCCAGCUAAUGUAUACCCGGGUGCGGUACAUCCACCAUCGAGCCAGGUCAGUGCGUACCCAGGAUACCCACAGCAGCCUCUGAUAAGCCCCACGGCACCGGUCCUGGAUGCUUACCCUCCCACCUCGAGUGUAAGCAAUCCCAUGUACGAUAUGGGCUUUAGAGCGCCAGGGUAUCCUGGUCAACAGUAGGGAUGCAUGGAAAUCCGGUUCUGCAAAAUAUAAUUGAGACAUAAGAUGGUCUUAAGCCAGGCCAGCAUUUUUACGUAAUAAUUACGUUUUAGAGUCAGUCACAGACCAAAAUAAAGUAAAACGAGUUUAUCAACAUAUUUGCGACGUACUUAGAGGUGAUUAAUUUAUAAUUUCAUUAAACUAAAUGACUGAUUAUAAAGCAAUCAAUGUUAAAUUUAACAUCAGUAGACAAUACAAAAAUAUACCAAAUUAUGUUCGGAAUCUCUAAGUUUAAUAGUUAAAUCUCAAUAAUUUAUUAAUGAUGCGAAAUUGAUUGAUUGCUUUAUUAGAGUAGGCGCACACCGUUGAUUUUUAGUUGGCCGAUAGUUGUGCCCGAUUUUAAAUUGUAUGAAGAAUCGGCCAAAUCGAAUCGGCGGCGUAGUGUGCGCACUCCCAUACAUGCCCAUAUUGAUCAACUGCCCGACUACUAUCGGUCGACGAAAAAUCAACGGUGUGCGCCUACUCUUAGGCUUGAAAUAUGUCUUACUCGUUUACUUAAGUACACAAAAGAUGCAGUAGAAGAUAAUUUUGCAGCUCAGAUACAAAAUUUAAACAAUCGUACCCUCUUUGACACAAUUUCACAUUUAAAUAAGAAUUUUUAAUACUUAGGCUAAGAGAAUAAUUAUAAGUGAUCUACAAGUGCCUCAUUAAAAUGUAUGCAUUUAUUGUUAAGCUGUUACAGUGUAUUUUUGAUAGACAUUUAUUCGGUCGUCGAUCGUUUGUAAACAAAAUGAUUAAAUGAUGUUCUUUAUUUUUAUUAUGGUUUUGACAAUCUCUAAAAAUGUAAUAAUAUUGAUUAUAGUCUGGUCCGUGAGCACGUAGAAUUUUUUCCA
Molecule: messenger RNA, 2679 nt
Organism: Ostrinia nubilalis (European corn borer)
Lineage: Eukaryota; Metazoa; Arthropoda; Insecta; Lepidoptera; Crambidae
Product: arrestin domain-containing protein 2-like
Exons: 6
Coding region: 323-1807 (494 amino acids)
Biological process (GO): protein transport
Cellular component (GO): cytoplasm
Source: RefSeq, a predicted model, not a curated record